AUGGACGAUAAACAGGUCGCUGUCGACCGCUGUGAGGUCGCCUCCACCGAGCAGGUGGAUAAGACACUGCAAUGGAAACGAGAUCUCCUCCUCCUCCCCAUUCUAGGAACAAUGCAUAUGAUUCUCUUCCUGGACCGGACCAAUAUCGCCAACGCUCGUAUAGAGGGGCUCGAGGCCGGCUUGAACAUGCCGCCGACGGGUUACAGCACCGCAUUGUGGAUCUUUUACGUCCCUUUCAUCCUGGCUGAGAUCCCAAGCAAUCUGAUUCUCAUCACGGGCAAGAUCAAGCCUAACCUAUUCCUUGGUGGCCAAAUGUUUCUUCUCGGACUCACGGCAAGCUACCAAGGACUCUGGGCGAUUCGCUUCUUCAUGGGUGCCUUUGAAGUGGCCCUCCCGGCAGGGGCGGCCUAUAUGCUCUCUAUGUAUUACACGAAGCGCGAGUCAUCGGUCCGCUUUGCCUGGUUCCUUAACUUUGCCCUCGCUGGCCCUAUAUUUUCUGGUCUCCUCGCCUAUGGUCUUGUGAACUUGGACGGUGUGGGUGGUCUGGAGGGCUGGAGGUGGGACGCAGCUCGUCGGCUGAUGAGCGACGAUGAGAGGGAACGAUAUGAUGAGUUGCAUUUUAAGCUUGUCUACUAG
This is a messenger RNA of Diaporthe batatas, 636 nucleotides long. RefSeq lists its product as uncharacterized. Gene Ontology annotation, molecular function: transmembrane transporter activity. The record is from RefSeq and is a predicted model, not a curated record. Lineage: Eukaryota; Fungi; Ascomycota; Sordariomycetes; Diaporthales; Diaporthaceae. The transcript has 3 exons. Gene Ontology annotation, cellular component: plasma membrane. The coding region runs from base 1 to 636 and encodes 211 amino acids.